Molecule: messenger RNA, 669 nt
Organism: Ostreobium quekettii
Lineage: Eukaryota; Viridiplantae; Chlorophyta; Ulvophyceae; Bryopsidales; Ostreobiaceae
Source: the annotation of a GenBank genome assembly
AUGCUGUGGCAAGUCGAUUCAGAGAAAGGAAUGGUGAACAAGACGCCCAGGGUGUCUCGAAAAGUCCACAAGGGCAAGGUGCGAGAUGUAAAGUACAUCCCGGAAGUCAGAAAGCUGGCAACGAUCAGCAAGGAUGGCAAUCUGCGCAUAUGGGACCCGGAGCUGAAUGGCGUGCGGGCGUUGAAUCUGGAAGGCCCGGAUGGCACUGUACCAGACAUGGAGGGGGACGUCGUCUGCAUGGCUGUCCAGGAGAACGUACUGGCAGUGGGCUCUGGUGCCCAAGUGAGCCUGGUGGACGUUCGUGGCAAACAGCGAAUCCAUAACAUCAGGCUCUGUCAUGGAGACUACGGAGUGAGGUCCCUUGUCUUCCAGGAUGAUGUGCUCUCCCUUGGGACAAGCCGGGGAUGGCUAUCUUUCAUCAGCUUGCGGUGCAUGGACUUCUUGCCCCUCAAUCAUGGGGAUCUUCCCAAAGGCCGCAGUGCAUGGAAGUUGCACCACGAGGUUGGGAGCGGCUGGCUGGACGAAUAUGACAGGGAGUACUUCAGUGAAAUGCUGGCCACCAAUGCAGUGUAUGCCCACUGCUGGGACCCCUCCAGCGACUGCCUGUUCGCCUGCGGUGGCCCACUGGCGUUCGGUCUCGAUGGGUGCUACAUGGGAUUGUGGAGGUGA